Messenger RNA from Girardinichthys multiradiatus, 10438 nucleotides. It is a transcript of the gene fign, whose product is annotated as fidgetin. The coding region runs from base 173 to 2389 and encodes 738 amino acids. The record is from RefSeq and is a predicted model, not a curated record. NCBI's taxonomy places the organism in Eukaryota, Metazoa, Chordata, Actinopteri, Cyprinodontiformes, Goodeidae. The transcript has 2 exons. Gene Ontology annotation, molecular function: ATP binding; microtubule severing ATPase activity; ATP hydrolysis activity.
AAUUCCAACAUGGCAGAGGCUGUGGUCAGUCUUCCCCUCACUAACUUGGAAUGGUUUCAAAUCGCGAGUAGCCACGCUUGAUCGCGGCGAGCCCCGUAUUCGUCCCUGCGUUCCGCGGAUCGAUGGUCCCGUAAGCCGUGACGUUGCCCUGUCACCUCACACAGGUCUAAAGAUGCAGUGGACCCCAGAGCACACACAAUGGGCAGAACAGCACUUCGACAUCUCAUCCACCACCCGCUCACCAGCACACAAAGUGGAGGCCUACAGGGGGCACUUACAGCGCACAUACCAGUACGCGUGGGCAAACGAUGACAUCUCGGCGCUGACUGCAUCCAAUCUGCUCAAGAAAUAUGCAGAGAAGUACUCUGGGAUCCUAGAGGGUCCAAAUGAAAGAGCCCUGCUGUGUUCCUACUCUGAUAGCACCACUGGACUCAUGAAUGGACGAAAGUCAGAGAAUGAGCCCUGGCAGGAGGGAAUUUACCCAAUGAACUGUGCUCCAGAUGUUAUAACUGUGAGCAAAGCUGGAAUGACAGCUGCCCUCCCCCCUACAGACGUGUCUGCAAGCAUAGGAAGCUCCCCAGGGGUGGCAAGCAGCUUGUCUGAGCCUAGCUACUCCAGCAGUAACUGUGGGAGUCACCCAGCCACCACUCAUCACUCGGGCCUGCCCUCUCAGGAAUAUACUGCCAGUUACAAUGGUUCUUACCUGCAUUCUAGCUACAGCAGCCAGAGCACCCCAGCCCUCCCCUCUCCUCACCCCUCUCCUCUACAGAGUGCUGGGCUCCUACAACCACCUCCACCUGCUUUAGUGCCAAGCUACAAUGCUGGGUCUCCCAACCUUCCCAACUACAGUUAUCCUCCAACAGGAUAUGCUUCACAGACUGCUGUGGGUCCUGGUUAUAGCCCUGGGGGAGCACCACCACCUUCUGCUUAUCUGCCGUCUGGCAUUGCAGCUCCCACUCCAAUACCUCCCUCCACACUGCCCGGCUACACCUACCAGUCUCAUAAUAGUACACCAAUCGCACCUACACCUUUGAAUGGCAGCACAUCCAGCUCUUUAAAACGAAAAGCUUUCUACAUGAGUGGACAUGGAGAUGUGGACCCAAGCUAUGGGAAUUUCAACUACAACCAACAGCGCUCCUCACAGAGUCCUAUGUACAGAGUAUCAGACAGCAGCAUCUCAGACUCAAACAGGGCUGCUGGCUUUGAAAGAAACACAGAACCAUCAUCUUUGGCUUUUAAGCCAACCAAACAACAAUUGCCCUCUGAUCAGCAAAGAAAAUUUACCUUGCACUCCGGCAGAGCCCUAACUCCUCCAUCUUAUGGAUCAACCAAAAACUCUGCAGGAGAUCUAAGAACUGGUGAGCCCUACAGCAAGUUUGGGUCUCCAAUCAUGAGCGAACAAACUGAAGAGCACAGACAGCACCUCUCUCACUCCCUUUCAGGGCCUGAUAUAGGAACAGCUACCUCGUCCAUCCAUGCUGCAGAGGAACAAUUAAAGAACAGUGAUUCCAGCCUGGUGGAAAUGGUCAACACGGAAAUCCUUCAGCAUGGCUCUCCGGUAGACUGGACUGACAUUGCAGGUCUGGAUAUGGCCAAAGCAACUAUUAAAGAGGAGAUACUGUGGCCUAUUUUGAGACCUGACAUGUUUAGCGGACUUGCCACAUUACCGCGGAGCCUGCUUUUAUUUGGACCUCAGGGAACUGGUAAAUCACUGCUGGCACGCUGCAUGGCCAGCCAGCUGGGGGCUGCUUUUUUACGGCUGAGUGGUUCUGCGCUGGUGACCAAGUGGCUUGGAGAAGGGGGCAAGAUCAUCCAAGCUUCGUUCCUUGUAGCACGCUGUCGCCAACCAGCAGUAGUCCUAAUCAGCGAUGUGGAUUUGCUGCUGUCUGCCCAGCUCACCGAGGAGAGCCCAGUAAAUCACCUCAAGGCUGAGCUCCUCAUCCAGCUCGAUGGUAUUCUGACCUCUGCAGAGGACCAUGUUCUUGUGGUCUGCUCCACAAGUAAGCCUGAAGAGAUCCCUGACACCCUACGGAGGUACUUUAUUAAGCGUUUGCUCAUCCCCUUGCCUGAUGGGACCGCACGCCAUCAGAUAAUCACCCAACUUCUCUCGCAGCACAAUUAUUGUCUCAGUGACAAAGAAAUUUCAUUAUUGGUUCAGAGGACAGAGGGAUUUUCAGGGCUGGAUGUAGUCCAGCUGUGUCAAGAGGCUGUGGUUGGCUCUCUCCAUGGCAUUCCUGGGGCUGACCUUUCCAGUAUCCAUCCCAGUCAGAUGAGACCGGUCACAUACCAAGACUUUGAAAAUGUAUUUUGCAAAUUCCAGCCUAGCAUAUCACAAAAAGAGCUUGAUGUGUAUACUGAGUGGAAUAAAAUGUUUGGUUGUAGUCAGUAAAUGGGACCAAUCAGACACAAUUUCCUGAAAUAUGUUGAGUAAAAAUAGGUGUUUGGUCCUUUUUAAACAAUAAAAACACAGUGGUAACACUAACAUUUUAUGGAAAGCUUUGGACACAAUCUGGACAUCAUUCAAUGUUACAACCACAUGCUCAUUAAAAUAACUUCAAAAGGAUGCCCACUUUUUUGUACAUAAAUAUAUACAGAUAUAUAUAAAUAUAAUGCUGAUUCUGAGAUUUAGUUGCUAUCAAGUGCCUGAGAUGGUGCUGUUUAAGUUUCUUUUUCGCCUCACAAUCUUCAUUGGUGGUAUGUGCUAUUAUAAAAAAGCUUUACAAUGUGAAACAAACUCUCUUUUUUAUUCCAACAGUGUUGUUCAGCUGUGUGUUUUGUGCUCUCUGUGAACUGUUGUGGUUAAUUUCAGCUGAAUUAAAUUAAUUGGCAGAAUUUUCCUUGAGCCUCAUUACCUUGCACAAGUUUCAUGUGUGCAUGUAAGUUGUUUGAUUAUAGCAAAACUGUCACGCACAUGUUUUAAAAAAAAAUAUUUUAUUUGCCUUUUAGACUAACAUUUGGUCAAUGUAUUAGUCUUUCCUUUGAUAGGUUCUAAGACGAAAGCAUUACAAGGGGAUUUUAGUUUAAAUGAAUGCCGUCUGGAACUAUUAGCACCGGUGGUAAAUAAUAAUAAUAAUAUAGACUUUAUUGAUCUCACAAUGGAGAAAUUGUCCUCUGCAGUUAACUCAAACCUUAGGGAACAGCGGGCUGCCAUUGUGUGGUGCCCAGGGAGCGUUCAGGGGCUAAGGGUCUUGCUCAGGGACCCAAAGUGGCAUCCAGAGUUGCUGUGGGAUUUGAGCCAGGGCACUUGUGGCUUCUCUGGGACGCAAAUUCCCUGCUCUUUGACCACUAGCUCUCCAGUUGGACAAUAAGUUCAAUAAAACCAUACUGUUAAACACUUUAAAAUUAUUUCUCAGUAACAAACAAAACACCCUAAAUUAACCAAACAUUAACUAUUAGACAUCAUCUGAGAGAAUUAUCUCUGUGUUUAACUUCCACCCCGCAGUGAAAACCAGCAGGAGUUUGAAAACGAUGUGUCCUAGGAGUCAGUUAUUCUUCACGGGUAUGGGGAGCAUCGACCGCCCAGUCAGCUGGCAGCUGACGGAGCACUUUUGCCAUUGAGUCAUAUCUUGAUAAACCAAUUAGAUAUUUCAGGUUAAUGAAGCUAGUUCGCACCUGAAAACAUUGCAAAAGUUUAUCUUGUGUAACGUAAAGUGUAAAUUAUCAAACUUUACUCACAGUUUCCGCCACUCUCCUUCGCCAUAACUGCUUCGACCUGCAAUGAAUCAUGGGAUAGGGUGGGCCAGGAUGCAGGAAAUUGAAGCUACAUUGCUCUCUGCAGUGGCCCUAGUGAAGUAGGCUAAUAUAUAGUGCUUAUCAUACUGAACUACUCAGACACUCAGCAGUGUUUGUUUAUAUUUGUUUAAAGUUGGUUUGACAUUAAAUGUUUCAUGAUCGACAUAAUUGAUUAUGCGACGAAUUGUUGAAGCCCUAUUUCCCACAUAUUCAUCCUUUGUUUUACACCACACCCGCCUAAGAGUUUACUGCAGCAAAUCUCAAUCUUAGUUUAGUCUGACCAAAGCUUGCAGUACCAGUUAAGGAUCAAGUAGCAUUAAACAAACUGCAUGUUUGUGAUAACAGGACAGAAAAUACUUUUUCCAGGCAUCACUCCUAAACAACCCGUUGUUAUGUAGAUAUUGUCUAAUUGUUCUUAUGGAGAUUUGCCACCAAGAUGCUACUCUUUGCUACCGUUCACUAACAGUGAGCUUUGGAGAUUUUUUCUAUGCCUCGCUUGUCAUCCUCUUUUCCAUGUGUGGUGGUAAGAACAACUGCCGUUUUCAUCCAGCAUUGUUUGUCACAUACCUAGUUAUUUUCAGUGAAUGGUCUGGCUGCAGAUGUAGGCAAGAUAAGGUGAAUAGCUUUUUAUUGUAGCCUUUUUUUUUACUUGAGAAGACCUGCAAAUCUUCUCUUGUCUUGCCCAUUUUGAGGAUUAGCUUAGAGGAAUGGUCCUGUUUCAUGUCGUAUGUAUAUCCCAGGAAAAUGAAAGACAUGAAAUACUAAUUCAAGCUUUCUGUUUUAAAAUUUGCUAGGGGUGCUACUCAUUGUAAAGGCUGUGAUUUUAUUAAAAACAAUAAUUUCUUAAAAUAGAUUUUUUUUGGUUCCUGGCUAAAUAAUUAACUGAAAUUAAAGUUCGAUUGUUCUAUAGAUUUUAAUGUCAGGUUAUGGUACUGCAGUACAAAAUGCAUUAAUUCUAAGGCUUUUUGCACAUCUCUAAUUUGGAGGAUGCAGUAAGUUGUAACAACAUUACUAAAAAUAUUGUUACAGUCAUUUACUAGGCAGGUAAUUCACAAUGGAAAAUUUUACCAUAUUUGCUGUUUUCUAUUUGAAAAUUCAGGAUAGUGUUAGUGAUACGUACUUCACAAGCUUGUAUUAAAACACUACAUGCGGCAAACAUUUGGCUCUCAUUUAAAAGUGCAUCAUUAAAACACAAAAUGCUUUUUUAAUACCUCAAAAAGGUCAAAACGAGAAGGUUCCUGCAAUGAAUGUAUGUGAGGAUAAUUAUGGUUUAUUUGCAAAUCUUAAAAAUCAAUUUGUUUAGGAUUCUCAGCCUUUAAUUUUAAAUAGAAUUUGGUAUUAUAGGUACUGGUCUGCCUUUGGAAAUUACAGCCCCACUGUGUGGGUGGAAUUGCAGCCUUGAACUAAUACAUUAACUGUUUUGAAUUACUUUUUUCCUGCUGGCUGCAAAGUCAGAAACCUUCAUUUACGGCAGAUACAAUGAUCUUGUUAUUUAAAUCCCAGCUUUGAGAUUGAAGUGUUCAGCUUGUGCCGAGAGAAAUUUAAAAAGUACAGACAAACAUCUUAAGGUUGAGAGAGACAGCUGAUUCAAUGCUACGUUUCCCCCUCCUGUCUGCAUUCAUGAAAACCCAAGGAUUAUGUACAGUGUAACUUUCUUUGUACCUUUUUGUAUUUAUCUCUGAAAGACAAAUUCACAGUGACCUCAACAUGUAACCAUUGGCCCAUGUUUUUUGAUGAUGACACCCAACAAAAAAAUAUAUAUAUAUAUUUUAUGUUAAAUCUAUAUGCUUUACAUUUUGAUAAGUUGUUUUUCUCCACAUAAUGCACUUAAAGGGUAAUACCACUGAAUAUGACACACUUUGCCUUUGCCUUAGGACGAUUUGUUUUUUAUCAGCUUAUAUUCAGUGCCGGAUGUUGUUAUUGUAACUUGUUUAAACCCUGAACCUGCAAUGUCAGACGGAGAUGUUUCAGAAACCUCAGUGAAUCUGUGUGCAUACUUUCUGUCUUAAAGUAUUUCAAUGUGAAGUUUACACAAACGUGUUUUUACUAUAUCUCAAAUUCCUAAGUCCCAUCCCUUAUAUUCUAAUCUCACAUAGUUUUUUUGUACAGAAUACCACGGUUUCUUUUUUCUCCCAUAUUUUAUACUGUUGCUUUAUUAUUAAAACAUCUUGCAGCCAAUAAUUGCAAAAUUUCAGUGUUACAUUUCCAACAAUGUAUGAGGCAGUCUGACAGCUUAAUUGGCAACUAAAGGCAUUGAAUGUAUUGUGUUGUAAGCAGGACACUUGCACACUGGACCAUGUCAGAGAAGAAGAGAACGCUGACAGGGUAUUUGACAGAUACUGCAGAUGCACUAACAGACCUUUUUUCUGUGAGAAGGUCUCUUAAUACAAUAUUUAUUGAUGGUUUACCAUAUUUUAUUUUAAUCAGAGGUUAAGCAUUUUUCUCAUUAAAACAUUGUUUGGAUAAAUAACUUCUCAAGGUCUGGACUUUUGAAGAGUUUCCAAGACAAUAGCACAGACUCUACUUUUCCAUUAUGUGUUAUGCUUUAUGUGCACUGAAGUUAUAAGAUGUGUGCUGCAUUAUCUUUAGAACUGCUGAAGUUUUAGUCAUUAGUAAAAUGAUCAUCAUUAGUUUAAAUACAAAGAAACAGAUGUGUGUGAAUUGAGGGCCUUUACAUUAUGUGUUUUCUUAAGGGUGUAGGUCAUUCAUAAUCACUUCUGAGUUGCCUUUUUUCAUCUAUUGGUACCUAAGUGUCACAUGGUACAAUUUUUACAAGCAAAUACUCUUUACUUUUUGACAAAUCUGCUAUGAGUCCAUGUUAAAAUUGUUUCAAAAGUCAUGUAGACAUGUAGACGACUAUUCCCCAUGAAAUAUUCAGAUUAUUAUGGUUCCAAUUACUUAUCGAACAUAAGCCUGUUUAUUAUUUAUUGUUGUUUAUUUCUCCCUGGAACCAAGGUAAAACACUUUUUCUGGUUCAGUUCGCCUCUUCACCAGUUUGCACCCCCUUUGUACCAGUCCUACAAACCAUUUUGUACCCAUGCACUUCAAUCAUGGUGAAUCUGUUUGUCAUUGUAGCUUGGUGUUUUAAUUAACUUUAAAGAUAAAUCAUCAUGAAAUUGUCUGAAUCUUACGUAUAAUUAAUAUUUAAUUGUUUUUGUUGUGAAAACGUCGUAUUAUAUUUAAUUCCCAAUUAUUUUGGGUUAAUGCCCAUUUGAGCAAGCCAACUCUUAUAAAACAUGACAGAUUGCAACUCCUGAUCAAACUAAACAAAUCUAGAGACCCUCUGCUGAUAGAUAUUGUUUAUGACAUUUUUAUAUUCACUUUUCCUUACAGUAGACUAGACAUGGGCCGUUUUCAGAUUCUAUUUACACUAUAUUGUCAAAAAUAUUGGGCCACACCACUAAAUCAGUGAAUUGUGCUGUUCCAAUCACUUCCAUGGUAGCAGGUGUAUAAAGUUUGGUGUGGAGAAAGUUGACUGGCCUGCACAGAGUCCUGACCUCAACCUUCUUGAAGACCUUUGGGAUGAAUUAGAGCAGAGGCCGCAAUUCUCGUUUUCUCAUCUAACUAUGAACACACUCCUAAACCUUGUGGAAGAUGUUUACAGAACAGUCAGAGUUGCUAUUGCAGUUGGUCCAUCAACACAUUGGACCUACAGAUUAAGAACAGGAUGUCAUGAAAGUUCAUGUACAGGUAAAAGUAGACUAAUACAUUUGACAGUAUAGGUAAUUUAGUGUAUAUGAUAAUACUACAGUAUCCUUGUAUUAAUGAAUUGGUUUAUUUAAAAUGACUUGGCAGCUGUAGCUUUAAAACAGCAUUACCUUAAUAAGACUGAAGGGUAGUGCUCCUUUAGUUUUCACACCCUGGCUGCUUUUUGCAGCUGGAAAUAUUUCCAGUCAGCUAUUGCUCUUUUCUGUUAGUAUUAGUAAACCUGUCAUUGAGCCAGCUGACUGACAGUGUGCAGCAAUGUGUGUGAAAGGGGUAGCAGUAUACAACUCCAUGCUCCAGUAAUCUUUGGUCACUCAGACACUUUCUCUGGCAUCUCACUAAAAUGACUUUAAAUCGUCUGACGAAUGUUUCAUUGGUUUUAAAAUCGUUACUUUUUAGAACCUUGGUAUACCUUGAUUCCGGUUAACAGCCCAUGUCUAGAGUAGAGUAUACGUUGAAUAAAGGAAAUGACUUUAAAUAAGCAGGUACAAAAUGUCCCCCUUAGUGGACACAAAUUGACCCAUGCUUGGCACAAACAGUCCAACAACAGACGGGUCCUUUAUACUGAAACCUGCAGUAUGAAAGGUGAAGGGGCAAAAUGACCUGUAUAUUAUUGUUCUGUCUAUAGGCAAGAACAAGGUGAUGCUUAUUAAACGCUUAGCUCUGUCAGAGUCAAUCAACAGUUUACAUCUAUGUAUUUCAGCACAAAAAGAAAAUCAUGAAAGGCACAGAUGUCAGAAAAUGUCAGAAAAAUACAACUUCCUACUAUAGUGGGUUGUUAUUACUGGGUAAUUAUUUUAUUAUGAAGGGGGCAUUAAAAACAAUAAGUUGGAUUACCAAGCACAUAUCAUAGCAGGGAACCAGAGAUAUAGUAAAACAAUAUAUUAAUUAGUGGUUAUAUCAUAGACGGUAAAAGAUCCAGUCCCAUACAGUUUAAACCAGAGGUUUACAUACACUGUUUAAAAAGACACAACCUAGACUUUUCCUUUUUUUGUUAAUUGGGAUUAUCAAAAUAAUUACUAUUUGCCUAAAUGUCAUUAUACUGAGAGAGUAAAAGAUUUGUUUAUUCCUUUUGAACAUCUUAAAUUCAGAAGUGUAUGUACAUUUCCUUCUGUCCACUAGUUUCUCACCAUUGCUGGAAUUGUGGCCCAUUCUUCCAAACACAACUGGAGUUAAGUUUGUAGGCUAACCGUUCUCCCUCCAAAAUUUUCUCUGGAGAAAACAGCUUUGAGAGGGCCACUCCAAAACCUUGACUCUGUAACUAAUUGUAACUAAUUUGGCUCUGUUCUUAGGGUUGCCAAUGUCAAUGUCAAUCUGGAAGAUUCAUUUGUGUGAAGCUUCAACUUCCUGGCUGAUGUCUUGAGGUGUGGUUUCAACACAUGAUACUCUUUCCUGAUGAUGCCAUCUACUUUCUGAAGACACUGUCUCCUGCCACAAAAUACCAACAUAACACGAUGUUCCCACUCCUGUACUUCACACCUGGGAUGUGGUUCUUUGGCUUGUAAGCUUUGAACCUGUAUCCUCCAAAAAGUAACGAUGAUCAUUAUGGUCAAACACUUUUUCCUCUUUGAGUGUGCUUUCAGUCUUGAAAGCCAUUUUACUUAUAUUGUGGAGGUCCACAAUUAUCUUCCCGACUUUCACUUUUUUUAUGAUGUCACAUAAAAAUGUAGUAUGUUUAAGGCGUUGCUUUAAAAUACAUCCACAGAUCUAUUAGAAUCUUACAAAGCUUUUGCCUCAUAAUGUGGGCAUUUCAAUUUUUUUUUAAAUACACAGUAAUCUUUGAGCAUGUAAACCUCUUACUUUGAAAAAAGUAAUAAAAACAUUAUCUCCCUUAAUAUUUUGGCAUCUUUUAAGUAGAAAUAGUUUUGGUAAUCCUAAAAGAGCUGAAAUAGCAAAGUUUUAGUCUGAUAUAAUGUCAAACACGGGGAAAAUGUAUUUUUAAACAGUACAUAUGUAAAUAUCUGGUUUAAUCUCCAUUAAUAUUUUUUUUUAAUGUUUCUCUUAUACUCAAAGUUACAUUUGCAUGAAACUAAAUACAGUAUAAUAACCUGACAAUUGGACUGUGUUUUUCAAAAACAGUUCAAAAUGUAUGGUAUAUAUUUCACAUGGUAUUUUAUCUUUAAAAAUAGAAAAAUACUCAUUAUUGAGUGUGAUAUAAUGAAAGGACCUGCAGUCACAGACGGCACUUGAGCAGAACCUUUGAUAAGCACAUCAAUUUUCCAAGAAACACAGACUCAGUGACUUAAAUCGCUUUCUUUCAGUAUUCCUGUUAUUAGUUUAAUGUUGAGAAUUGUUUCUAAUUUAUUUCACCUCCUAGUUUUUUUUGUUCUGCAUCCUUUAAAACCAUUUCUACCUCAUUGCUGCAUAUUGUACUUGUAGUACUUAUGUUGUUUCAUUUUUGAAUGUCAUGAAUUUGUGAAUUAAAAACUGUACAAAAGAAGAAAUGAUUGCCCUUGAAUCUGAGCAGUCUACCUCAAAAAGACUGUCUUUACACUGUCAAGUACAAGUCACAGAGUAAGAAAAAGAAGAUGACGAAAACAAGUGGCACCUUUAAGACAAAGAUGGAGCUUACCUGACAUUCUGACAUAUACAGUUUAUCUAUAAUAUCACUUUCUCAUUGAGGUGUUGGGGACGGUAUUUUCUGCGGGUUUUUUCACCGCAAACUCUGUUCCUAAAAAGAAAAAAUCAAGUUGCCUAAAUCCUCUGUGGACCGUGUGCACUGGCAAUUUUACAUGCAAGUAAGAGGGGUCAACGGUAAUGUGUGAACAUUCUGAAUUUUUACUUUUCAUACAUGUGUACAGAAAAAUGAACUUGCACAUAGCUGUAUAUAUGUUGUACAUUUGCUAUUGAUAUACAGCAUACCUACAAAAAAAGCACCACGUACCUGUUUAUAUGUGUGUAUGUAUUGCCAUAUUUACAGUACAGUCAACUUAAUUGUAUUUUAACUUCACGGUACAUAAAGGUUACUGAAAAACUGAAUAAAGUUGUUUUCUCUCUCUUU